CGCCGCGCGCGACUGCAAAAUUUGGCUUAGAUGUUCGCAGGCAGCGCAGGCUGUCUGCGGAAUGUAUUUCUAUACCUAGCCUGAGGGGUGGUUCAGGACCCCUUUAAUCACUGUGGCUUUGAAUGUCAUUUCGGUACCUUAUUUCAACCAAUUUGAAGCUAUCCGCAAGAACGACGCUUCUUCUCCAUUUCAGACCUGUUUAACCUAUCGAGGGCUCCCGUUCCAGCCGUGCCGGAGUACGGGGACGACUUCGUCGCGAACAUGAUCAUGCUUUCACGUUCCGGAGUAGCCGUGGGACGUGACGAGUUGGCCCACAUCGCGACGAUGGCAGAGGAAAGCGCCGGCUCGCACGGACUGUGCGGGAGCAACGAUACGUCGGCGGUCGACGUGGCGUUGGGUGGCCGGGAAUUCGUGAACCACCUGCUGCCGGACGUAUACUACAGCGACUCGAACCGCAAGGUCCUCAACUACGGCAGCCUGGGAACGCUCCUGGCCGGCGAAGUGUUCGACGCGCUUUCUUCGCGAGUGGACCUGGCAACCCCCGCGAGCUGCUUGGCCCGCUACGUGAGCGCCAACAUGGGAGUCACGCUUGGCGAGGUUGAGCGGGUGACCGUGCUGAGGACAGCGUGGGUGCUCGAUACUGCGCACAAGGCGGCCACGCUUCGGGAGCCGGACGUCGCCCACAACGCGCUCGCGACGAGGCUCUUCGUCAUGCGUUUCUUGCGCACGCUGUGCGGCGAGCCAGAGGACGCGGCCAGGCUCUCUCGGUUGGCCCUCGCGACGCUGCCCAUCUACUCGCUGGCGUUCAACUGCUCCAAACCCUCGGCGCCUGCGCUCUGUUGA
Dermacentor andersoni is the source of this 843-nucleotide messenger RNA. RefSeq lists its product as uncharacterized. NCBI's taxonomy places the organism in Eukaryota, Metazoa, Arthropoda, Arachnida, Ixodida, Ixodidae. The record is from RefSeq and is a predicted model, not a curated record.